UGCGAGCCGACGCUCUACCAACUAUCACAGCUCAACCGCAGUAGCAACAACACGCUCACAAGCGCGCAAAAUAUUCAAUAAAUUACAAACAACCAAAAAUAAUAAGAAAUCAAAAUGAAUUUCCGUGGUGUCUUCAUUGUACUUGCUGUUAUCAUGGCAAUCUUCGCUGGACAAACCGAAGCUGGUUGGCUCAAGAAGAUUGGCAAGAAAAUUGAACGCGUUGGCCAACAUACACGAGAUGCCACCAUACAGACAAUCGCUGUGGCUCAACAGGCUGCCAAUGUCGCUGCGACACUGAAGGGUUAAAUGAUUGGAGUUGGACUGUUUUGGAAUAAAGCUUUAAUUUAUGCUUACUAAGCAUAUAAGUAUUAUUAGUAAAUCACAAAUUAAUUAAUUAAAUAAAAAAAAAUUUAAUUAAAUUUCAAAAAAUAUAUAAUUUUAAAUAAAUAUUCUUUCGAAAAUACAAAAAUGAAA
Messenger RNA from Zeugodacus cucurbitae (melon fly), 474 nucleotides. Its product is annotated as cecropin-1-like. Bases 115 to 306 code for a protein of 63 amino acids. The transcript has 2 exons. The record is from RefSeq and is a predicted model, not a curated record. Lineage: Eukaryota; Metazoa; Arthropoda; Insecta; Diptera; Tephritidae. Gene Ontology annotation, cellular component: extracellular region. Gene Ontology annotation, biological process: antibacterial humoral response; defense response to Gram-positive bacterium; defense response to Gram-negative bacterium.